AUGAUUCAGUGGAGAACACGGAUAAGGAACGAAGGGAAGAAAGACGAUGGAUUAUCUGGGGAGGCUCAGCCCAGGCACCAGCUCGUGGAAACCCCUAAACUCGCCAAGGGCCUUUCUCUUCCCUUGCAUCUCGCGCCGCCGCCCACCGUCGUCGAGCACGGAGAAGUGCUCUCGCUUUCGCUCUGGGAAGGUGGGGAAGACGUCGUACAUGAAAGGGAAUCCGCCAGUUCCCGCAGCGGCUCCUCCUCGCGACGCUGUCAAUCAACGCAAUCCUCAUCGAGGAUAUCCGCGCCGACGAGACUUCUCCAGGGCUAUGGCCCUAUGAGGUAUCGUUGCUCCGACUCAUCGAGAAGAUAUCCGACGACUGCACAGUCGAGAUCAACGAGACAUGUUCGUCCGCUGGAAUUCUUCCCGGUUCGAUUACUGACUUUGAAUUUUAGGAACGAGACUGAGCCGGGAGUUUUGGUUGGAGGGGGAAGUAUUUGGUGCAUGACUGUGGCCAUCGGGUACUUACUUGAGCCGUUUAUCCUUCUUGCUUUGUUUGGGAAAAAAUCCCUGUCUAUUACGCUCAAAGGAAUUACAAAUGAUUCUAAUGAUCAUUCCGUUGAUACGUUCCGUACAACAACACUGCAUAUGCUCAAGCGGUUCGGCAUUCCAUCAGAAGGUUUGGAGUUGAAAAUUGUGAAUUGGGGAGCUCUUCCCCUUGGUGGUGAGAUUUUUCUUGGCGUUCCAACUGCCCCAAACACCUUAACAGCAUCCCAUUGGGUUGAUGAAGGAAUGGUCCAGAGCAUUAGAGGAGUGACAUUCUCCACACGAGUAUCCCCUCAAAUUGGGAGUCGAAUGAUAUAUGCAGCUCGUGGAGUUUUUAAUCACUUCAUGCCGGAUGUUCAUAUUUUUACUGACUAUAGAUCAGGUCCAUCUGGUGGGAGAUCACCAGUUUAUGGUGUAUCACUUGUUGUGGAAACUACUACUGGCUUCUUAAAUUCUCCAGAUAUUGCAAUAAGCCAUCCUAAACAUGAGGAAAUGAAUAUUGAUCCUGUCUGAAAGCUGUGGAGAUGGCGCGCUGGGCAGGUGGUUCUGAUGAUGACUUGGAGAAGACUUCGUUAGAGAGAGACAUGACACUUGACGCUCCUUUCGGCUCCAUUCUGCGCACACUUGAAAGAGCUAACAAAA
Messenger RNA from Zingiber officinale, 1173 nucleotides. RefSeq names its product probable RNA 3'-terminal phosphate cyclase-like protein. Gene Ontology annotation, cellular component: nucleolus. Gene Ontology annotation, biological process: endonucleolytic cleavage of tricistronic rRNA transcript (SSU-rRNA, 5.8S rRNA, LSU-rRNA). Bases 1 to 1044 code for a protein of 347 amino acids. Gene Ontology annotation, molecular function: RNA endonuclease activity. The transcript is spliced from 6 exons. The record is from RefSeq and is a predicted model, not a curated record. NCBI's taxonomy places the organism in Eukaryota, Viridiplantae, Streptophyta, Magnoliopsida, Zingiberales, Zingiberaceae.